AACGUCGAGACCCAAGAAAACCCCACGGCGGCCGCCCAGCUCUCCGGGAGUUCAGGUAUGGCGGCUGCGGCUGCGCGGCUGCUGCUCCCCAGGGCGACCAGAGCCGCGGCCUCCUCCUCCGCUCUUCCCCACCGCCCUCUCGAUUCCUUCUCCAGAUGCUUCCGAAGCCUCGGGCCGCCCCUCCGGCGGCCGCCGGCCGCCGUCUUCCCGCGGCACCUCUCCGACGCUGCCUUCGACGCGCAGGGGCUGGACAACCGCGUCCCCGCUACCGUCAUCACUGGCUUCCUCGGCUCCGGCAAGACAACCCUUCUGAACCACAUUCUAACAUCACAGCAUGGGAAGAGGAUUGCUGUCAUUGAGAAUGAGUUUGGUGAGGUGGACAUCGAUAGCUCACUUGUGGCUAACCAUUCAUCGGUAGCUGAAGACAUUGUGAUGGUGAAUAAUGGCUGCUUGUGCUGCACUGUCAGAGGGGAUCUUGUAAAGAUGCUUCUGAAGCUGGUGAAGCAAAAGGGCGACAAAUUUGAUCAUAUCGUGAUUGAGACAACAGGUCUUGCAAAGCCUGGUCCUGUUAUUGAGACAUUUUGUUCUGAUGAAUUAGUCUCGAAAUAUGUGAAACUUGAUGGUGUGGUUACUUUGGUUGAUUGUAAGCAUGCCAUGCAACAUUUGAAUGAAGUGAAAGCAAGGUGGGUUGUCAACGAGGCAGUAGAACAAGUUGCUUAUGCAGACCGGAUUAUAUUGAACAAGACUGAUUUGGUUGAUGAGGCAGAACUGGAGGUUUUAACCAACAAGAUCAAGCUCAUAAAUGGGAUGGCAGAAAUGAAAAAAGCAAAGUUUGGUGAUGUCGACAUGGAUUUUGUGCUAGGAAUUGGCGGUUAUGACCUUGAUAGGGUUGAGGCUGCAGUUCAAUUGAAUGAAAACAAAGAGACAGGUCAUUGCCACUCGGGACACGAUCAUGGACACCAUCAUGACCAUGUCCAUGAUUCAGCUGUUACUAGUGUAAGUAUUGUUUCUGAAGGAGUACUUGAUCUUGAUGAGGUUAAUGAUUGGCUGGAGAGACUGGUUGAUGAGAAAGGCGAAGAUCUGUACAGGCUAAAGGGUGUGAUAUCCGUCAACGAGUCAACUGGACGCUUCGUGUUUCAGGGCGUGCACUCCAUGUUGGAAGGUUGCCCAGCAAAGCCGUGGGAGGAUGAUGAGAAGAGGAUCAGCAAGCUCGUGUUUAUCGGCAGGAAUCUGGACGAAGCCGCGCUAAGGAAGGCCUUCAAAGGUUGCCUGCUAUGAUGAACCCUCUGAUCAUGCGUUUAUCAUUGGGAUCGUGGUCGAGUCUGAGAAUGACUAUAGGCAAGUAAACAGGCGAAACGGACAAGCGCAAGGCCCUAUGUUUUCGUUUGGUGUUGAUGUUUGCCCUAGAGUUCUCUGAGAAACCGAGUACUGUAUCUUGUAGGCUAGGCUAGAAGUAGAAAAUCGAAUUGUGUGGUACCCUUGUCUUGAUGAGAACCAUACAUGUAUGCCGUUGUACUUUUCUUGCGAUUUAGGUUGAAAUGGAAACCAUGAAGAGUUUCUUUUUUUUUUGCGGGAAACCAUGAAGAGUUUCUGGUGAUGAAACUAGAGAGAGAAUUCAUGUGUCAGCUCAGCCGUGUGGAACUCUGAAUACGUACAUGCCUUUGCCAUGUCUUGGAUGUCAUUCUAUUGGAA
Molecule: messenger RNA, 1692 nt
Organism: Hordeum vulgare subsp. vulgare (domesticated barley)
Lineage: Eukaryota; Viridiplantae; Streptophyta; Magnoliopsida; Poales; Poaceae
Product: P-loop guanosine triphosphatase YjiA-like
Exons: 10
Coding region: 58-1278 (406 amino acids)
Cellular component (GO): cytoplasm
Source: RefSeq, a predicted model, not a curated record